This is a messenger RNA of Felis catus (domestic cat), 2202 nucleotides long. It is a transcript of the gene FOXD4, whose product is annotated as forkhead box D4. NCBI's taxonomy places the organism in Eukaryota, Metazoa, Chordata, Mammalia, Carnivora, Felidae. The transcript has a single exon. The record is from RefSeq and is a predicted model, not a curated record. Gene Ontology annotation, biological process: regulation of transcription by RNA polymerase II; anatomical structure morphogenesis; cell differentiation. Gene Ontology annotation, molecular function: RNA polymerase II cis-regulatory region sequence-specific DNA binding; DNA-binding transcription factor activity, RNA polymerase II-specific. Bases 230 to 1585 code for a protein of 451 amino acids.
CACUCAAGGACUCGAAGAAGCUCCGAGAAAAGGCAAAGUGCAUCUUUGCUGGACGGUGUUGGCAACGAGGAGAAACCAACGGAAGAGAAGACCACCACCAAACGGGCAACCAGCCGCAAGCCCUCCUGCUUUUUGGAACACUCCGAACCCGCCCGCCUCCAGCCCGGACCCCCUCGAGGCGGGCGAGCGGCCGGCCACCACCCCUGCGUCUUGCACGACCUGCUCCCCCAUGAACUUGCCCAAACCCGAAAGCCUUCGCUCCACACCGCGGCGCAGCCUCCGGGGCUCCGACGGGGAGGACGGCGAGAUCGACAUCCUGGGAGAGGAGGAGGAUGAGGGCGAGGGGGAGGAGGACGAGGAAGGCGAGGCGGCGGAGAGCCAGCCGUUGCCAGGGCAGCUGCCCCCGCCGGGGACGCGGGAGGCGCGGCGCGGCGCGGGCGCGCUUGGCGGAGGGCUCCCCGAGGGCGGCGGCGCCCCGGCCGACGCCAAGUUGGGCCCCAAGUUCGGGGCGUCGAGCGGGUCCGCGGCGGCUUCCGCGGACGGCCCGCAGCCGGCGAAGCCCCCGUACUCCUACAUCGCGCUCAUCACCAUGGCCAUCCUGCAGAGCCCGCACAAGCGCCUCACGCUCAGCGGCAUCUGCGCCUUCAUCAGCGGCCGCUUCCCCUACUACCGCCGCAGGUUCCCCGCCUGGCAGAACAGCAUCCGCCACAACCUCUCGCUCAACGACUGCUUCGUCAAGAUCCCGCGCGAGCCGGGCCACCCGGGCAAGGGCAACUACUGGAGCCUGGACCCCGCGUCCCGGGACAUGUUCGACAACGGCAGCUUCCUCCGGCGCAGGAAGCGCUUCAAGCGCCACCGCCCGCCCCCGGGAGCCCACCUGCACCACCCCUUCCCCCUGCCCGCCGCGCCCGCCGCCCUGCACGGCCCCUACCCGGGCCUGCUGCUCGGGAGCCCGGCCCCGCCGCCCCCAGUGCCGGGGGCCUACCCCGCCGCCGCCUCCGGGAGCCGCCCGUGCGCGCUGCUGCACCCGCACCCCCUUCGCUACCUGCUGCUGUCGGCCCCGGCCUACGCCGAGACGCCCGGGAAGGCGCCAGGCGCGGACCCGGCCACCCCCGGCGCCCCCUCGGCCGUGCGGCCCUCCCCGGCCUCCCAGCCUUGGGAGGAGGGCAAGGGGUCGGCGGCGCGGCCGGGAGACGGAUGCGCCCCCUUCAGCAUCGAGAGCAUCAUGCGAGGGGUCCGAGGAGGAGGGGGGACGAGGGCCGCGCAGAGUCUGCCCCCGACCCCGUGGGGCUACUGCCACCUGCUGCAGCGCUCGUCGUGCCUGGUGCAUCACCGGGCGGCCACCCCUUUGCUGCACGUGUCGGCUGCCGCUGCGGCGUCCGCUGCCCGGACCGUGUUAGAGCAGCAGCAGCAGCAGCGGCAGCAGCAGGAGGACUGUACCAGCGGCCGCGCUCCCAGCGAGGGCGCUCUGCCGGGCCAGCACCUGUCCGCGGCGCGCCUGGGGUGUCCGCCCGGAGCGGGAGGCUCCAGGCCGACAGCGGUGGCCAGCCUUUCCGGCAGGGAGAGCAUCCUGCCGGCCUUCUGAGCAGCAUCCGCAACGCUGUCCUGGCGCUGACCCCGCCGGACACCCCUGGAGCCAAGCCGGGGGACUGCCCUUCGCGCCGCCUGCCCUAGCGCACGCCGCCCCGCGGGGCGGGGACCACGGGGGCGCGUCCGAACUCCGCGUCGCAACCACCACGAACUGGACCACGGUGCGCAUCGCUGCCGACUACGUACAGAGGAAAAGUUGGAUACUGUGCGGCCCCCCGGGCGUAACCUCCCGAUGGCGUCCACUCUCGCCCUCACUUUUCCAGCCUCCAGUUGUGGCUUCCAGGAUUUUUCCCAUUACCCAUUUCCAGAGUAACUGUGAACGUGAGUGGGACACUUUGUUCUGUUAUUUAAAAAAAGAAAAAGAAGAAAAAAAUAAAGAAAAUAAAUGCCCAAUGCACAACCUGUUUCCCCUCGUUGACUCCCUAGGAAUUGCAAAUAUUAUUCCCCGGUCAAGUGCAAAAUACUUGUUCUUUCUGUCUUCCCGAAAUCGAUGUGUAAUAUAGACUUUUAAUUUUAAAGCGUUGACUUCUAAUGUGUGUGUCUGAUGUGGAAAGAUGCUAAAAUUAAAGCUAGCUAUAUAGACUAAAUAAAAUGCUAAGUCACCGCACCAUA